This is a messenger RNA of Diatraea saccharalis (sugarcane borer), 1488 nucleotides long. NCBI's taxonomy places the organism in Eukaryota, Metazoa, Arthropoda, Insecta, Lepidoptera, Crambidae. The record is from the annotation of a GenBank genome assembly.
AAAAAUUUGAAAAGUUUACGUUUGAAAGUCGUUCGUUAACCUACUGCAUACAAUACGUUUUUCAUCAAUUUUAUUAUUUUUUAUUCAACACAUGAUUUCAAUUGAGUUAUUUUUCUAUCUUCUACCAAUCUACGCAAUAAGUGAUUGAUUUUAGAAACAAUAACGAAUAUUAUAAUAUUUUCCACGCGCUUGUAUUACCCAGUGUCGGACCAAGCUAUCUUUGGACGCGUUUUAUUGAAAAUCUAACAAAAUUCCGCACUAUAAGAUGGAUGAUUUUCUCAAGAUUGAGAAAAUCGGUGAAGGUACAUAUGGUGUGGUGUACAAAGGCAAAAAUAAAAUAACUGGCCAAUUUGUAGCUAUGAAGAAAAUUCGCUUGGAAUCGGAAGAUGAAGGCAUUCCUUCUACGGCUAUAAGAGAAAUCUCUCUAUUGAAGGAGCUAAGUCAUCCUAAUAUUGUGAAAUUAGAAGAUGUUCUGAUGGAAGAGUGUCGCCUUUACCUCAUUUUCGAAUUUCUCUCUAUGGACUUGAAGAAAUAUAUGGACUCUCUUGGGAGUGGAAAAUUCAUGGACCCUGUUGUAGUCAAAAGCUACCUGUACCAGAUCAAUAGUGCUAUCUUAUACUGUCAUCAACGCCGCAUACUGCACAGAGACCUUAAACCCCAGAACCUACUCAUCGAUAAGACUGGCAUCAUCAAGGUUGCUGAUUUUGGCUUGGGCCGUGCUUUUGGUGUGCCAGUGAGGGUGUAUACACAUGAAGUUGUUACUCUGUGGUACAGAGCUCCUGAAGUGUUGCUGGGAUGUCAGAGGUACUCAUGCCCAAUAGACAUUUGGUCUGUGGGUUGCAUAUUUUCAGAGAUGUCCUCCAAGAAGCCCUUGUUCCAGGGAGACUCGGAGAUUGAUCAGCUCUUCCGCAUCUUCAGAAUGCUGCGCACACCAACAGAAGAAAUAUGGCCGGGGGUGUCUUCUCUCCCAGAUUACAAACCAACCUUCCCCAACUGGAAUACAUUUAAUCUCCACAACCAUGUAAGUAAUAAUGUGAUUUGUUUUUGUCUAUAUAUUAAAAAUUUGUCUAUAUAUUUGAAGGUAAAGAGAGGUGUUUAGAGAACUUGAGGCCAUAGUCACAGCUGCCCCACUAAAUUAUAUUACGUCUUUAAAGCUGGUUGACUAAGCUCACAUUAUUCAAUAACUCUAGCCAAUGGGUUUGGGUGAGUAGCCAUGUCAUUGACAUGGAUAAGAGAUAGUUUAAGUAAUUAUACCAAUACCAAUGUUGCAGGGAACGCCUGCCCCAGCUAUGGGGCAUUAAUUGACUGGUGAUGAUAAAUACCAAUGUUCAAAUGAUUUUAUUAAUUAAUCUCUUGCAUUGAUAGAUAACAAGUUAAUUUUCUCUUCAGAUAUUUUUGUUGUAAUUCAAGUUACCGGUAUGCCCAUUGUUCUUUAAUAAGGUUUUGAAUAAGUAAAUAAUUGAAGAAUAUGUAAAAUCACUGAGAAUC